Molecule: messenger RNA, 1298 nt
Organism: Effrenium voratum
Lineage: Eukaryota; Dinophyceae; Suessiales; Symbiodiniaceae
Source: the annotation of a GenBank genome assembly
CUUUGGGUUGGUUUGUUGGUGGUCUGUUCCUUUCUUCGGGUUGGUUUGUUGGCCGGCAGGCCUGGUCGCCGGUUCUAUGUUUCUAGCCCACCUUUUUUUUUGUCUGUUUUUCUCGUUGGCGCAUUCCGCAAGGAAUGAGGGGAUCACCCCAAACCAUCCAACUGGUGGUUUCCUCGGCGGAUUUUCCGAGCCAUGCUCCGGCUACGGGCAGCGCAGCGUGAAGGAUUGCGCGAUGGUCUCCUGUACCAGCAGCUCUUGCGUCAGCUGCUCGAGGGCGAAGGAGAGCAUCAAUGGCAGGCACAGCUUCAGCUGAAGCGGGAUGUCUUAGAGGACGAGCUGCUGCAAGUCUUUCCACCACUACCCAGCGCCCGAAGAUGUUUGGCCAGAGCCGUGGUGCAAGAGCUGGAGACCCUGGAAGAGGUGGAAGACGACCUUUUCAAGCUCUGCACUGAGGAGGCCUCGAAAUCCACGGGCCUUGGACUGCAGGGCCACAAGAUCUUCGAGAUCGGGCAGGGCUUGGUGGUUCUGCGUGUGGCGGAGCAAAUCGGCGGCGGCCUAGAGACUGGCUGCGUGAUUUGGACCGGCGGGUGCAUGCUGCUGGGCCUAUGCCUCUCUGGCGCCAUGGACCAUCUGCUCACUGGGCAUAUUCUGGAGCUAGGCGCGGGCUGUGGUCUGCUGGGCCUGUCGCUGGCGCUGCAGGGCUCACAGGUCACCUUGAGCGAUGCCCAGCCGCAGGUCUUGGACAACUUGAUGUACAAUGUGGAAGCGACCAAGCGUUGCAAAGGCCAAGACUUGCGGGUGGAAGUGGCUCACCUGGACUGGUGCGAGCCAAAGGAUCUCCAAGUGGACGUGCUCAUCGGCAGCGACUUGGCCUACGACGCCGAGGCGUUGCCGGCCUUGGCGGCACUGCUGAGCCGCCUGCUGCGGCCACGAGGCACCGCCUGGCAUGCCAUUCUGGCUUCCAUGCAGCGGCAGGAAAGCACCAUGGAGGUCCUCAAGACACAGCUGACUCUGCAUGGCUUGCGCUGGCACACGCCCUCGCUGGCGGAUGACGCCUGGCGCCUCGCGGAGCGUUGGGCGAGGCACGGCUGCGACGCGGAGGCCGGAGCGAGCUUCGUGCUGAUGGUGGUGGAGGCAUGAGAAAGCACGAGAAGGACACCUCCGCACAUCGAGCGGGUCCAAGCUUGCACUUCGACAUCAAGAGCCGGCGGUCGGCACGCCUCGGCUGCUUCCGGAUUUCAGCUCCAAGCUGGUCCCGCGUGUGAAGAGCAAGAAGACAACGGUCCAGCGCCUGAAGA